UUGUCGGCUGAGAGUUUUGGAGAGACGCGGCGGGGCGGUCGGUUGGAUCCCGGGAGAAGAUGGCUUGAGCGGCAGAGAAAAGGACAACUUAACUCCACUUUAUCGAACUAAAAUGCAGCAAAACUCACCAUGCUCGGACGAGAAAUGCUAUUUUACACCAACUUCGACUUAAUGAGCUGCUGAGUUGGGGGUAAAAACCAUCGCAAGACAUCAUGGCAAACGUCAAAGUUGCCGUUCGGGUCCGUCCUUUCAGCGCAAGGGAGAGUGCAGAUGGAGGACGGUUAGCUGUUAAGGUGGAGGAUAAAUUUGUGAGGAUCCGAAAUAUGAAGUUGGAUGGACGUACAGAAGGAGCUGUAGAUUCCAGAGAGAAGCUUUUGGAGUUUUGCUUUGACUACUGCUACUGGUCGGUGGAUCCUGCAGAACCUCACUAUGCCUCGCAGGAGGAGGUGUUCCAGGACCUGGGUGUGUCGGUGCUGUCCGGAGCCUCUGAGGGCUACAACGUAUGUUUGUUUGCUUACGGCCAAACGGGAUCUGGAAAAACCUACACCAUGAUGGGGACACCGGAGUCCAUCGGCUUGACCCCUCGUAUUUGUCAGGGUCUCUUUCGCUCUGAAGACAAUUUCCCUGAUGGGCAGAACUCAAGCAGAGUGGAAAUCAGCUUCUUGGAGAUCUAUAAUGAGCGAGUGAGAGACCUGCUGAGGGGAGGAGAGCAGAAGAAGAGGGCAUCUCUGAGAGUGCGAGAACAUCCUGAGAAAGGACCAUAUGUACAAGACCUGUCUCAGCAUGUGGUCUCAGACUGCAAACAGGCCAUGGACCUUCUGGAGGAAGGCAUCGCCAACCGCAUCACCGCAGCAACACACAACCAUGACGCCAGCAGCAGAUCCCAUGCCAUCUUUACUAUUCAGUACACGCAGGCCAUCCUAGAAAACAACCUUCCUUCAGAAACCGUCAGCAAGAUUAACUUGGUGGACUUGGCUGGAAGUGAGAGAGCAGAUCCCCACUACUGCAGGGACAGACUGACGGAGGGCUCCAACAUCAACAAGUCACUGGUUACUUUGGGGAUUGUCAUUUCUGCUCUUGCCCAGAACUCCCAGAUGUCAAACAGCUGCCAGAGUAUCAACAGUGUGGCCUCUGAGGGCGAUGGCAGCACGGUGGGAAGCCACAGCAGCUCCCUGUCUGGAGGAGGAGGUGGAGGUGGGAGGAGGCACUGCUUCAUCCCCUACAGAGACUCUGUGCUAACCUGGCUUUUGAAAGACAGUCUUGGUGGCAACUCCAAGACUAUCAUGAUUGCAACGGUCUCACCCUCUGCUAACAGCUACAACGAGACCCUGAGCACCCUGCGCUAUGCGGCUCAUGCCAGAAAUAUUGUCAACAAGCCUCGGGUUAAUGAGGAUGCCAACGUUCGACUGAUCAGGGAACUGAGAGAGGAGAUUGACAGGCUGAAGAGCAUGCUGCUCAGCUUUGAAAUGCAGCGUAAUCCCAGUCCAUCCCUGAGUGAUGAGAGAGAUGGAAAUCUUUCUGAAAUUGUGCUGCAGAACGAACUAAAGGUAGAGCAGUUGACAAAGGACUGGUCUGAAAGCUGGAGAGACAAGAAGGAGCUGCUGGAGCAGUACAGUGUGGACAUCAACAGAGAUCGGGCCGGGUUCCUCAUCAGCUCGCUCCAACCGCAUCUGGUCGCCCUUGAUGGAGAUGUUCUCAGCACUGGAGUCGUCUUUUACCACCUCAGGGAAGGAGUCACCUGCAUCGGACCUCAGAGCCAAUUUAAAGAACCACAAAUAGUUCUUCAGGGCAGCGCCAGCUGUGAGAUUGAAAACCACAGGGGUGUGGUAACGCUCAGACCGCUGCCUGACUGCGUCUGCUUACUCAAUGACAGAGAGGUCACCGAGCCCUGCAGACUGGCUCAAGGGACAGUGAUUACCUUGGGAGGAGUGCAUAAGUUCCGCUUCAACCACCCGGCAGAGGCAGCUGUCCUUCGGGAGCGCAGACGGGCCAGUGAAAGUGGCAUGACCUGCACCUACACUGAACUUUGCCCCUUGACUCAAGAUGACAGUGUCGAAGAAGUGAAGCUCCCACAGCAGCAGGGUGCCCGUCUCACUCCCAGCGAGGAGCCUUCUGCCAGGCAGCGUGUGGAGGAGCAGAAGCGCUUCGUGGAGAGUUUGCGACAGGAGAUUCAGGCUGAACAGAGAAGGGUAGAAAGAGAGCUGGAAAGAGAGCAGGCCCACCUCCGACAGCAGCACGCUGAGAUCCAGCAGUGGAUAUUGCAGCAGAAACAUCACCUGACAACUGUAGAUCAGAGAAUCACCCAAGAGUCUGGAGUUCAAGCAGAGCUCCUCCCUGCACCCCUCCUGGAGAGGCUAACAAGUCAGGUGUCCAGGGAUCUGGAAGCUCCUACAGUGGAUUGUCCAUCCCGGGUGGUGAGGGCCAGGAAGAAAUCAGUGCAGGAUGAGUUGCUGAAGCAUCACGCGCUUUGCCGUGCCGAGAGCCGCAUCCGUCGGAAAAGGCUGCAUUACCAGCUGGAGAGAAUCGCCAGCAAGCGGCGUCUAUUGGAAGCAAAGAGGGAGUUACAGCAGCUGGAAAAGGCCUUGCCUGCAGGAGCAGACAGUCCAGAGUCUCCUGAGCUGGGAUCGCCAUCAAAGCUCGGAGGACGACCGCUUGUUUCUCGUAGACAUUCAUUUUCAGCAGACCUUUUGUCUCGGCUCUACCCACAGCACACACCUAUAUACAGACACUUCCUUAAGAGAAACAGAUCCACCGAACUGACUUCAAGUUCAUCAGCAACGUCUGAUUCCAUUGGCAGCAGGAAGUGGGUUUCGGAUGAGUGUCUUCCUCGGGAAAGGACCCAAAGUUGUUCUGGCUCCAUCUCAUCAGGACGAAGCCAGUCCUGUCAGAAGCGAGUAGUCUCCUCUGAAAACAUCAGGCAAAUCGCCAAAGAGGAACCACAAGCUCAGCCUUGUCGAGAACGACCAGAAAGAAAACCUCUGCUGCCAAACCGAGACCUGUCCUUUAAGAACAGACCGGACCAGAACUCAACGGUUACACUGAAGUCACCACUUGGAACUGCUUUGCUGCCAGUCAGCAAAGAAAAUAUACGAGGAUCCACAACUGACAAACCAAGUUGUGAGAGUGCUCCUUUUACGAAUGGGAAAACCUCUUACCGUGCAGACAAAAGCAAACUAGAAAAUAUCAGCAAAUCUUUAUCUUGUUCUGUGGGACCCAGGAUAAAAACAGCUCUGUCCAAAGUGUUCAGAAAACCACCUACAGGUGUAAAUGGGGGACGAGUCCCAAAACCGCUAUGCAGGAUAGCAAGUAAAUUUUACUGGAGACAAAGAAGAGACAAGAGCCUUAAAGAUGCCAAAAUGAGUCAAAGCAAAUAUGCCAUUAAAACUGCUGUAUCAUGUGAGGAGCUAGACCAAAGGACUUUGUCUGAGAACAUCAGACAGAGGAGGUGGCAUAGCACUGAGGCUCUGAUGAACCGGACCAGCCAAUGGAUAGACAGGCAGCAGGAGUUGUCUGGAUGGACGGAAGAGCAGGAAGACAGAGAAGAAGGAGCAUCGGACUGCGAGAGCCUUUUCUCUCUUGAUUCUCUAUCGUCUGCUUAUGCGGCAGCUCUCGCAGAACAGCUGAGACAUGAGGAUACAGGUCAGAGUGAAGCAGAAAGCGAAGACAGUCAAAUGUCUAAAGAUUCAUUGACUAUGGAAAGCAGUGGCAAAUUCUCUACAGUGAAGAGACUGAAACAAACACCAUCUUACUCAUUGGUGAAAGAUUCUGCUCAUUCAUUCAUGCAGCACAAUAGGACAACAGAGACCAGUUCAGACUGGGACCGCUGCCAGAAACCUCUGGCAAUCCCAACAGAGGCAUAUUGGAGCCAGCAAGGUUCCCCAAAGACAAGAGAAAUCGAUACAACCAGGAAUCCUUUUUCUCAGAGCUCAUUAAUUGCAGAAUCCAGAGGCAGAGACACUGUUCAUAAAUUGACUGAGGAGUUUGGGAACAUGCAGACCACUUCGACCAGCAGCCCACGCUCUCUGAGCAGCUGCAGUGUGAUGGAGUCAGAGAACCUGCUGGUGCUCACCGAUGCCUGGUCCUCCACUGAUGCAGCAGACAGUCCCAGGAUUCACAGGGAUUCUCUACCUUUCCAAAGAGAAAUGGUGUUCAGACAUGCAGAGAGCAGCAGCAGUCCCAGUCCGACAAGUAUGAAUCUCUCAGAAUCCCAAGGUGGAUCUAGAAGCUCUAGUUCUACAUCCACCAGCACUGAGGGUGUAAAUGUACCAGUGCUGGAACACAGACUGGAGGGUUCAAAGGACUGUCUGGGUACACCAGAAGAUACCCUGAUGUCAGGUAUUCAGAAAGAUGUGGGAUAUUAUGUAGAGCAUUUAAGACAAUCCAAAGAAGUGAGAAAAACUGUUGCAGAUACUCCAGGCCUCAGCUACAAUGAGCAUCCAGCUUCCUUGCUUGUCUCAGAUCCCAAUGUUCAUGAGCCAGCUGCGACCCCCCAAACCAUACAAACAACUUCAAAUUUGCUUCAGGUGUUUACAGAUACACCAAACAAGGUGGCUGCUGACAUUACAAUGUCCUCUGGCACUGAAUUGUUCACCUCAGCUCAUCAGACAAUAUUGCGUUUCUCUACAAAUCCUACAAACCAGGUUCAAGUAGUGGAAGAGAUGCCUGGUGCUGCAACGACCUUCAAAUCUUCCACUGAAACGGAAGUUCUAUGCAAUCUAGAUGAUGCAGCGGCAACACUGAGAGGCACACAGCAGUGUUAUUUUAGGAAUACCGAAGAUGCGUCAUUUACAGGGGAUGAAGCCAAAGGCGCUGACCAGUCCGUUGCACCACAGCAGGAAGCUGUUAAAUCGACUUGUAAAAAUUCCAGGAAGAGGAACAAAGACCAACAGGAUGCUUUUAUGGGCAACCUGAAAAUUCUAAAAAGGAGCAACAGCGGGGAGUUGGUAACUUUCUGCUGUAUGACAGAGGAAAGUCAGGAAGAUAUUAGGCCUGAUGACAAUAAUAACACCAGUGACUCCAAAGGGGAACAAUCUACCGUAGGAACUGACAGCACUCAAUUUGAUUCUGGCUGUUUUGGUGACAGCAUAAGAGAAGAUACAGUGACUUCAUUUGCAUCUGAUCUCACUAGCAAAAAACCUGAGACUGGCUGUCAAAUCUUUGAGCACUCCGAGUCUGGCUUUAAACGUGGUGACAGGAAUUCACAAAGUGGUACGUCUGUAGGACAUAAUCCAGUUGUUGAAAAUGAAAGUGUAACAAUAAAGGCUGUAUCUGCAGAAACUAUAGGGGGAGAAUACCAGAUUGCUCACCGUAAAACACAUCAAGAAAGCACGAAACAUGUAUGCAAGUCUGAUGCUAUUUGUAGCGCUAUUGAUCUGAGAAUCUCAGAAGUGGUGAAAGAGCAUGUGAAACUGUCACUGAUUGGCAGUGAUGAUGCCAGGAAGAACAAGAGUCAAAGUCUGAAUGCCUUGUCGUCAUCUGCAUGCUAUCUCAGCUGUAACGAUGAUGAGCAUAGAUGGACGGUAAAAUGCUCGACAGAUGAAAGUGGUAAUCAAGCGAAAGAGGGAACAAACCUCUCAGUGGAAAGGGUGAUAUGUAGAAAUACAGUGGACGAGAGUGAGCACCUGGCUUCAAAUAUGGCAGCUGAAUUGAAGACUGGCAACAAAAAUGGCAGGCUUAAAUAUUCUGAAGUAACACAAAAGAUUGUCGACGCUCAAAACUUUUCUGAUGAAACCUCGAACAGGCCAGUGUUCAGUCCUUGUGCUGAAAAAGCAAACAUCCAAUCCAUUCUGAGCCUGAACAGCCAAGGAGGGUGUGAGCAAUCUGGAAGCCCUACAAUUAAUUUGUCCUUGGUGAGUGAUGCUUCUUCAGCAGGAAAAUAUAUUGAUUAUCAAAGAAUCACUGAGGAGACAAAUGCUUUCGCUCAAGAAGUGACUGAUGAAGGUAAACAGAGAGUAGCAUCUCAUCUCAAUCUGGCAAUCGAUGAUACUUGCUCCAAAAAAGUGGACAGCCAGACCUGUUCAGACACCGCUGUUUUGAACACUGACCUCAUUCUUGACCGCAGAGCUGAGCGCCCGAACCCACAACUUCACCAAAUACACCAUGAAACACUUUGCACCACUGGUCACACAAAAUUAAAAUGUGACUGUACUGUAGAGAAUGUCAGUAUGGAAGCUGCAUCCAGUGUUGAAAGUAAAGAUUAUUAUUCAUCCAAACAGAACUCGCCAAAGUUGAUUGAACAACAUUUCCAGAACAGUCCAGAAACAGCCGGAGCCAUUAAGUUAUUAGCUGAUGGAGGAUUACAUCAAUUCAAACCAGACAAAUGCCACAGCGACAAGAACGUGGUUUUCUCUUGUCACAAUGAAGAUGUGGAAACAGACACGACAACAGGAGGCGAUCCUUCCAGCACAGCACAAGAUCCGUUCAGCUGUCGACAAACUCAUUUAGAUAACUUGGCUCAGAUUUGUGUGGUCAACUUGAAUUACAGUAACAAAUGCCAAAGUUUAUCAGAUUCACAGUGCAAAUUUGAUAAAGAUGCUCAAGUCGACUGCAAAGGAGAUGGAGUAAUGAAAAGUGACAAAGAGGCUUGGACACGUCAGAUUAUGCAGCAGCACCAAGCAAUUUCAGUACAGUCAAAGUCUAAAAAUAUCUUGCCUUCUGCUCAAGAACACAAAAUGCCACAGGAAAAUGGCAUCAGAAAUCCAAGUAGCACUGGAUCUGUCCUGUCCAAAGAGACCAGGUUAAACACAGCUGCUGGGGCGCUGGGUAAUUCUGCUGUUAUGUCUAAAAAAGCCAAGACUAAGAGAGUCAGAAAAUCUAACAUGAAGACUUAUCCCACUUCUUCCUCUGACUCCUCUCUCAAGUCAUCAGAUGAGGAUGAGGAGGAUAACAGAGCUGUUAAAAUGCAUCACAACCGUCUGACAUCUAAAUGGGUUAAGCUGGGCACCCAGAACAAUGCUAAACAAGAAGUCAGACAUGCAAGAAGCAGUGAUGCGGAUAAUUCUACUUUAGUGUCAGUGAGCAAAUCUAAAUUGAAGCCUUCUUCUAAUGUGAGUUCUGUUAAAAGUGAGGUCAAAUGUAGCAAAGAUUACACCCAAAAACGGCGCUCUUUACCUCCUCAAGCAGUGUCACAAAAAAACGAUUCAGAGACAGUCAGCCCAUAUGCAAAGAGAAGUGAACCACAACAUGCACAAAAGUCUCAGGACUCCUCUAUUCGUUUUGCUUCCAGUGACAUAAACCCUUUUGUUCACCAGUGGCAAGACGACGACUCAAACCAACACUGCUAUAAGAACCCUGCGUUCGGAAGCGCCGCUGACCUCUCCUGUAAAUCUCCGCUUUUAAACAGCUCAGAAAAACGCAUAACAAGGUGCAGCAGUGUCGAUAAUGGUCUGAAUGGGAAGAACUCCCCUUUCAAUUCCCAUCUCAGCACAUACGCCACCAACAAGGGGCUCUCCAGUACGCUUAGCAGUAUCGAAGAUCAUAAAGAACAUGCGACCCGAACGUCUGAGCUUCGUCACCAGGCAUCUGUGGAUAUUCACAGUCGUCUUGCCAAUUUGACAUUCAACAGCAGUUCUUCAAGCAACAGUGUGCCGGGUGGUUUUGGUAACAACUCCAGUCAGGUGGAUGAAAUCAUGUUUGUUUACUCUUCAGAGCAAGAGUCCCAGGCGAGCAAUAUGCAGCCACAAAAGAGGAAAACAUGUGAGCACAGUACUCAGACUGAGCUCCAGACAGUCAAUAAUGCCAACAGCAGUGGCUCUCUGAAGAGGAAAGACCGUCACAAAAGGAGCUACACAGAUGUACCUGCAUCACAGAAAGCCAAAGUGGAUAUUAAAGAAUCUCCAACGUGGGCCAGUAUGGAAAGCAUGUCGGCUCAGCUCUCCAAGCUGAUCGAUAGCACUUCAGAUCUGCUGGAGGAUGUUCAGGGAAUGAGAACAGGUGAAGCUCGCAAGUCCAGUUCAAGAAAGAACUUGUCUUACAGUGAGUGUAAAGACUGCAUCAAGAGAGACUUUUCAACUCAAACAGCCGCAGAUGUUGCGAUCCAGACUGAAAAGCUUUUAACAGAGAAGGAAGUUGUUCUUCAAACACCCAGAGAAACUUCAAGAUCUCAUGAAGUCAAUGUGAUAGUGAAAGUGAUUGGCUCUGAGGUUGUCAGUGUCUCUCAAGACAAAAAUAUGCACUGUGCGGUGAAAACUAAAGCAAAGACAGAUGAAAAGAUGAAAAGCACACCUGACCUGAGGUUUAACACUUCUGCUGCCUCACAGUCAGAGAAUGACCCUCUCAAAACACCUCAUAUGAAGACUGCAGCUGACUGUCAAAGACGUGUAAGGUCUGCUUCUUCUCGAGUCUCAAAACGGAGCACAUCUGAGGAACUGGGCCACAGGAGUAUAUCUGAAAUAACCCACAGGUCAUCGAAAAACUGUUGCCAAGAAAAUCACAGUCCUAAAACAAACCAUGCAUCUGCUUUUAUAAAGAAACAGGCUACCUACACAGACCGUGCAUCAUCUCCUAUUCUUACUGUUGGAACAAGGCUGCGAAUGAAGCAUAAAGGAAAACAAUCAGCUCCUCUGUGUCCUCCAAAAUAUAAGGAUCGAAAAAAAAACAGUCCUUCUGAGGAAGACAGCCUUACCAUUCCUUCUAUUUCAGAUGACAAUCAACUGGCAACACAGGAUCAUGUUUCCUCCAGUAAAUCAGUGUCAGUAUCGCUUGAGAACGUGAGCGAAAUGAGUUGCUCAGGCCCCAAAGGAUCAGAUCAGGACCCUUCAAGCCUUACUUCAUCACUGGAUAGAUAUACAGACACUGACAGAAGAAAUGUAAACUAUAAAAACAACCAGCCCACUUCCAAAUGGCAGACGACCUCCCCACCAUGGAGGACUUCUGCUUCGACAAAUGGUUUCAUUUUGCAGAACCACUCAUCUCCCAUCUUAAGACUGCAAGCAUCAAACUUCCCAACACCUGCACUCAAUUCUGGUGAUUUUUGCGUCGAUUCUUACAAUGCAUCCCCGCUCGGUGACAAAACCGACCAGCUUCAAGAGGAUGACAUGGUUUCACUGGCACCCAGUGAGUGCAACACAGAUGUCCUCGUGAACAUUGAACCUGUCACCAGUGUGUUUCCUUGUGAAGACCCUCAGAGAGUCCCAGAGGACCUGCCCAUGCACAACAAGUUCAACAACUGGUCUGGCGUCAACCGUGAACAAUCAAAAUGCUCAAACAAAAUAACCACAUUUCUUACCAACGACCACAUGAGGAGCAGAAACUGUGCAGAAUGGGGUGAGAUGGAGAGUUUCGGUUCUAAUGUGGAGUCUGUGGCGCCGAGUGACAGAAGGGCAAGAGAGAUAGUGAAGCUGCGACAGGAGAGAGAGCAGGUGAUGGCGACAGUCAGCCUCAACAUGAACCCGACUCCUUUGACUGUGGAGCUGACGGAGGCCAAACUACAUUAUGGUCUGGGAGAGACAGAUGCGCUGUUAAAGGUGCUGUCCCCGAGGUCCAAAGAAGGGCUGGAACCACCGACCUCUGCUCCAACGAAACAGCAGCUGUAUGAUCGGCAUCGCAGGAGCAUUGAAGGCUUGAGGCAGGAGAGGGAGGAACGCCUCCAGACUUAUCGGAGAGCUCGAAGUCUGAGUCCUAGCAAACAUCCUUGCAGCGCCCCUCAAGAGGAUGUUUCCUCCUCCAAGGUGCCUGCUGCAAUGCCAAGUCGGCGCAAAGAGUACCUUCAACGACUCCGCCAAGAGGUGAUAGACAGCACCAGAGUACCAGAUCCUCCAAGGGGAGAAGGACAGUGUCCGUCUGACAUUGAGCAGCUGCUGCGCGACUACAGCCGAGCCCGGGAAGAAGCCAGGACGGAGAUUGCAAAAGCCCGAGAGCGACUUCGGGAGAGAACAGAGCUGGAGAAGAGACGGCUUCAGCAGCAGGCCCUGUCUCAGGAAUUCAAGGAUGACCUGAGGCAUCGGACGAGGACCAGCAACAGCACUUUGUGUACAGGAUCUAGUCUGAGUCUGUCCUCUGGACCAACAUCAGGGUACAACAGUGGCAACACCACCCAGCUGCAACAUGGCAACAGACCGGUUCUAACUGGACAGAUCACAGGGUUGCAAGAUGAAGGGCUGAAGGUCAGGACUCGCCCUCCUAUAUGUGGUCCUCAGAGUGUGAAGACGCAGAGAGCCUGGCUGUCAGCCCAGGAUGUCCGCCUUGACCUGCCUGUCAGUGGGUUUGAGCCGCUCAUGACUUCAUCUCCAUCACCGCCAACUUGUGCACGUCAGCGCACCGCCUCCUUCAGCUCCUCCUCUUCCAUCUCCACAACCUAUCAGGACAUCACAUCCAGUCUUCUCGGUCGAGCUCUAGCUGAGGUGCGAUUAGCUUCUUCUUCUGGGGAUUUGGGCAACCUGGUGAUGGGAAAAGCCGCAGCAGGCUGGAGGUACCAAGGAGAAGAUCGAGGAAUUCAGGCGUACUACAAGCCCUCCUCCAGCCCGUCUGUCCAUGGUUUCCUGGGGGUUGGGGAGCUGAACAGACCCCUGGACAGUCUGUGGAAUACGAUCUGUCAGCUGUCCAAGAGCCACAUGUAUAAUCAGUCUGUCCGUUCUGUGUGGACACGACCACUAGAUGACAGCACUCAGCUGGUUUACAUUCUAACAGAUCUGUCCACCUGUCACCUCAGCCAGCCGCGGGACUUCUGCUGCAUCAGCACCGAGUCCAAACAGGGUGGCCUGUACGUGCUGGCAAUGCAGUCUGUGUUCGAGGAGUCUCUGCCUCGUCCCAGCGUGGACGCCAUUCGGGGGGAGAUGAUGCCCAGUUGUUGGGUCCUGCAGCCGCUGAGACGAAACGGGCAGGAAACCACCAGAGUCAUCUACCUGCUUCAGCUGGACCUCGGGACUCCAUCGUUUCCUCACCGACUCUUGAACACUGUCGCCAGAAGACAGGCAGCUGUCAUCGCUGAUCUGGACGUUUUCAUCUCCUCAUAAAUCCACCGGAUGCAUGAAAACACAUUAGUGAGCACUUAAACUGUCUCCAACACGGAGCUAGUCUGUCUUUUCAAUUUGCACCUGAAACUUAUUUACUUGACUUUUUUUUAUUUUAAGGGCACUGUUUUGUUUAUAUCCAGACACAGAGUUGAAGCAGCUUUUUUUCUAUGAUGUUUUUUUUUUUUAUAAAAUAUUGAUAUUUUUAUAUUUGUCCGUGUACAGAAAUGCUUUUAACAAUCUAUUUUUUACCAAAGAUUCAUUAGAGGUUCAAGUGAAGGAUUUGGCAUAUAGAAGUGAAGGAGUUUGCAUAUAGAAUUCAGGUUUAGGAAGCAAAACUGCAACGUUUUCCCACUUAAUCCUUUAAUUCAGUUAAUAAAGUAGCUUAUUAAUUCUGUUAUUGGUGAAAAACCAUAUGGUUGAUUCCCACUUUAUUAGCAGAUACUGUAAUUUAAAAUUACACUGAUUUGAUACGUAUUUACAACACCAGAGUGUUUUAAUCAUUGUUCACUCUAUCUGUCUAAUAUACAUAGUUCCAGCCGGUUCUUUUCAUGUUUUAAAUUCACCAUGUUUAAGUGCCUCAAAUGCAAAUGUAACAUAGGACACUUUUAACUGUACCCAAAAUGAACCGGGUGAAUAUUCACAAACUGGUCUUAAGUCCUUUACUGCUGCAUUUGUGCCCUGAGAAUAUUUCCCCAGGCGCUGCACAUUUCACCGCUCAAUGACCUUAAUUCAGCAGAAAAUGAAUAUCAAACGUCCUUGGGAAAAGAAAAUGCAUUUAAGCUGUGUAUUAGAUUGUAGCUCCAUGUGGUUAAAAUGCAAACCCCACCUGAUGAAAUGGUGCUAAGGAAAUUAUUUAGUCUCUUUAGCCGUGAACUGUGUUGUUUGUCUUUCUGUAUGAGCACUGCAAAUGUUAACCAGCACUCUUUGCUGGAAAAAAAAAAGAAAGUUUUGUAGCAAAAUAAAGAAGUGGUAAGUUGGGAAAUCUGCAGUUUUUUGGAUGUAGCAAGUCAAUGUGCAAGUAUCCAGAUCAGCUUUGAACCAAAAGUGGCCAAUCCGUGCCCUCGUGUCAGACAUUCAGCCGUCUGAAGUGGCCUUGAAAUUCUGAAAAUAAAAAGUAGCUCCAGGGCUGAUACUUCAUGUUCCCCCGAAUCUGCAUAAGCUGAGUUUUAAGGGCUUUUGUUCUCACACGUUUCUGAAGUUUUGUAUUUAUUUCACUCCCCUUUGCCUUCUGUUUGAAAUGCUGUUGAGUUUUACAGUUUUUUUUAUUUUUUUUAUGGGCCAAGCUGUUUACAGCCGCUUGCACAGAACUUUUUUCUAUGCGUUUAUUAAUAUUGCAUAUAAAAAGUGAUUGUUGUUUUGGUUUGUACAGUGUUGAAACUAUGCAGAGGCUGAUCAAAGGCAGGACUGCUCUCAGUCAGAGCGGGGUCACCACUAACCAGAUAUGAAGCCAUAUUAUUCACAGUAGAUGAAGGUUCAGGAUGCUAUGUUUGACUAAACGAAGGAACCAAAGAAAGACAAGUGAAGGAACACAGGGGCAACUUUUUGUACUGACCUUUUUUUAAGUUAAUCUUUAUAUUUUUUACAUUUUUUGUUUCUUUGUGUAAAAACUUUAUUUAUGUUUUGGCAAUGUGUUGUACAUGUGUUUUUAUUAUAAGUACAAUGCUUCUGGUUGCUAAUAAGCUGGUUUUUGGUCAUCUUUGACCAUUUUUAAAAAAACCCCGAAAACAAUAAAUAUGUUUAAGUGAAA
Molecule: messenger RNA, 12699 nt
Organism: Acanthochromis polyacanthus (spiny chromis)
Lineage: Eukaryota; Metazoa; Chordata; Actinopteri; Pomacentridae
Gene: stard9
Product: StAR-related lipid transfer (START) domain containing 9
Exons: 32
Coding region: 213-10952 (3579 amino acids)
Biological process (GO): microtubule-based movement
Molecular function (GO): lipid binding; ATP binding; microtubule motor activity
Source: RefSeq, a predicted model, not a curated record